UGAAGGGUAGACUGUAACAGCCUGAGAUAAUUAUUUUAUGGCACCAGAAUAAAACAGUAAUUUGAAUCCUGGAUUAAGUGACUUUAAAGAUAUCCAUAUAUCAAUGCCAAACAAUAUAUAAUAAAGAACUCUUAUCCUUAAAGUAAGGGUACGAAUAAAGGUAAAUAUUAUAACCAAAACAUGUCAUUUUAACAGUUUAAUAUAUUCAAUAUUGUAUCAUGUACAUGUUAAACAUAGUUGAUAAUAAUAGCUCUCUCCACACAAUGACCUAAAUCAAACAGCUGCUGCACAAUGAGACCCAGUAUUUGUUGGCUCACUUAACAUGGAACGUAUUGAUUUUUAGAUAAUACAGUAAGGUCAUUUUCUUUGGAUUUUAAAUAAGGUUUAUAUUUACUGCAUAUUUUUCCAUCAACAAUAUCUUUCUUAAAAUGUUUGGAAGUAACCUUAUUAGGGAAAAUUGUUAAGGAUAAAAUGUAAUAUUCCCCAUAUAAGAGCAAUAUAUGACAAUUGUGAAUCAGUCAUUAGAUGCAGGCACCUUUAGAAUUUUAAAAAUUCAUAUAAUUAACUCAAACCAUGGAGUUUUAAUGCUAUUUGUUUUAAUAUAAUAAUAUUUAAGCUUCCCUUUUGUAGAAAUCCAUUAACAAUGUGGGUCACCCCUACAGAGGAGGGAGAGAUUUGUUUCCAUAUCAAUCCAUCUAAAAGUUGCCAUUAACCAUGACCUCUGUCUUUAUAGUGUUUCGCUGUAGAGCCGUUCAUCUCGCAGAUAUAAUGGAUGGCCCACAAGAUUUCUAUGUGCAUCAUUGUACAAGGCGGGGCAACGUUGGAAAAAUGACAUGGAGCCUGCUAUCGCACAACAGAGUGGUUUGCUUAUGUGUUUGCAUCCGCAUGGAGCCUACUGGCAUGAAGCACUGGAGCCAAGGAUCAACCCUGGAGACAUGAAUGAUUUUGGUGUCCAUGUUCUCAUCACACCAACAGGAUAAUCUACUGAAGACAUGUUAUUUCAAGAUGAAGAUUGACACCAGCCUGAGCAUGCUCCAGCUCCCAGAGGCCCUGUCCCAGGCAGGCCUUCAGUUUUCUGUUGCCACUGAGGAGGACUUUGAUGAGAUCAUGGGCAUGAGCCAGGGUAUCUAUGGAGGCCUCGACUACCUGCCCACAAGAUACACCGACUGGCUGCAGGAGACCAACCGCACCGUCAUAUUGGCCCGCAAACAGGGAAAAGUGAUUGCUCUGGAGUCAGUGGUUGUGAUUGACGAUGGGGAGACGAUGCUGGUGGAAGGUCUACGUGUCGCCCCUCAGGAAAGGGGUAAGGGUGUGGCUGGGGUUCUGCUGCGCUUUUGCUCUGAUCUGGUCAAAUCCAAGUUCCCUGAUGUCAAAGUAACCCGCUUGACCCGUGACGAUCAGCUCGGACCCAAGGAUUUCCAGAAAUAUCGCCUCAUAACCAAGCAGGGUAUUCUCCUGGUGCGCUUCAGGGCUGAAGAACUCAAGCUGCGUCUGUCUGAUCUUGGUCUUGGAGAUAUUCAAUCUUCUUUGUCCACCUCCUUCAAACCUCCUCCAGUGCGUCUCGACAAUACAGCCAUCCGCCAGCUGUAUCUGACCUCUGAUCGGAUGCAUGGGGUCCUUCCUAACGCCACCAUCAUUCAAGAUUGGCAGCCAUUCAAGCUUCUACCCAGUAACAUGGCUAUUGUACUGAAAAAGGACAUUGACUGGAUGGUCGAUGAUGUGGCCAACCCUACUGUGGCCAGCCUCUGUACAUUCCCUUUCAGGGUGCCCAUUGGAGAUGACUGGUAUUACCUGAACAUUGACAUGUUCGGUAAGGACCUGGAUCAUGUCCGGCAGCAGUUCCUGUGCCACCUGCAGCGCCACACUGCCACUCUGAAGGGUCACGUGAUGUGCCAGAUGUUCCUGGACCCGCCACUCUGGAAGCCCAUGAUGGAAUUCUGCCGCAACAUCUUGAACGUGGAGCUGGUGAAGGAGUACACCGAGCAAUGCGUGGUGGAGUCAGACGUCAUCUAGCUACGGGAGGUGGAUGGAGAGGAGUAGGAGACGUUGGAGCCAGAAAGGAAUAAGGACAAGGGGCAAAACAACAAGGAGUGGACACAACUCAAUUACACAAACAAAAAAAACCUUUGUAUUGAGGAGGUAGAAACCAGGCAAACAAAAUGUAGGCUCUACAAAACAAAACAAGUUUUUGCUGGUAGCGCAGUUUCAUUUGACGAUACCUAAAUAUAUACAGAGGGUGGGCAUGAAAUAACAUGAAGUAAUCAGAUACAAUAAGUCUGUUACAAAUACAUUUGUAAAGGCUAUGAUAUUCAAUUGUUGUUUGAGGUGUUGAUAAAACCUCAUAUUUUUAGGUACAAUUUGUAAGGCCUUAUAGUUUUGAGGUGUGGUUGAUACUUUGUGACCAAAAAAGAGAAGGGGCUUAAACAUUAACAGUAGAUGUUUCCAUGGGUCCAAAUAACACCUUCAAUUGCAUAAAUACAUUUUUUUUCUUAUUCAACCCAAUUUAAAGGGCAUCCAAGAGUAGUCAAACACAAUUUGAAUUGAAAGAUGAUUAUUGGGCGGGUGUUUGGCCCAACACAUUGCUUAAAUGUAUACAAUCCAAUGAUUGGAAACUGAUGCAGUCCAAAGCAACAACACUACAAACUCAAUCCUCACAUUUAAAUAUGGAGUUGAAUCAUUACUUUAUUAGUUUAUCCUGACUAUGAUUACAGGGGCUUUUAUUAAUAUGUCCACCCUCUGUAUGUCAUAUGACUGGGGAAGGUAUAAUAAGAGUGAUGAGCUUGGGAAGGCUUUCUCACACCGGUAGCAGUGAUGUACCCUGAAACCUAAAAACAGUCAACAUGCAAAUGCUAUUCUUUUAUAAGAAAACAAAUCUAUUACCCUUAGGGCAUCUCAAACCUUUCAUCUAUGUUCUUUCUGUAAAUAUUAACCUUUAAAUAUGUACACGAGCUGAGUUGGGUUACUAAAUCUGCACAACUCUGAAGGCACUUUAUUAAAACUACGGACAGGUUGAGUCUACGUUAGAAUGAAAGGAAUAGUUCAGGAUCAAAUAGGGGUAAUUAACAGAUCCCAUCACUCUUUUGUUGAUUGGUGCAUCUUUCAACUAGUAGGCUAUUCCUUGUAAACAACAACAACAAAUCUCUGCAGAAACAACAAACAAAGCCUGUCAUUUUAAAUGAACGUGCUCAGUCACAAAACGGCUGCCAAUUUAUCCUUCGUCAUGUUCAAGCUUAUGUCUUAGCUUUUGUCUUUUUUAUUGUUUUAAAUCUUUUACUGUAUAUAUAUGUUACUAAUUUAAUAUUUUCACUUAAAUGCUGCAAUAAAAUUUUAACAGAAAUUAAUAACUUCUGAAGCUGUAAGUGAAGUUGAGGCUUACUUUUGUAGUUUGCCAGCAUAAUGCCAAACAAAAUGCUAAUGCUUGACAUUUUUUAACAGACUACUGUGCAGUUUACUACUGGCUUCAGCUAAUGCAGGGAGGAGGAGAACUGAAACAACUGUUUGAAUUAACAGGAAUCUACUGAUGUUUUAACCAUCUUUAGCUGGCAAACGCCUUUUGAAAAAUACUGUCGUCUGUGACUAUAGAGUAAGACCAGAGUUAGGACAACUUCAAACAUGUUAGAGCACACUAAUCUCUAGUUUAUUGUCUAGACAGAAUAUUGUGGUUUAUACCACGGCCAAGGACAGUACUCAUUUCUGAACAAUUGGCACGUGUCUAUUGAAAUGCUAACUGCAUGGCUAUGUUGGUUUGUAUGUUGGUCCAUCACUUUUUUACAGACAGAAGUAUCUUGACAAAUAAGCCUGCUAAAUGAAUCGCCCUGAAAUGUGGUAGAGUUAACUAAUUCUAUAAUCCCUUGACUUUUCAUAACGGCACCAGUAGGCAUACGGUUUUUACUUAUGCAGUGAAAUAUUUCAGCAUUUCACACAGAUUGGCCGACAAUUUAGUCCAACUUUUAAUACACACAUGCAUGUCUCCUCGGGAUAGAUUGUAAUAACUUUGAAUGACUUUUCAUCUGGCAGAUGAAAUCAGAUCACCAUUUUCAUUUUGUUUAAAACUCAAAUACCUACAAAACUAAUUACAUUCCCAUCAGCCUCAGCUCUUAUUUUUUAUUUAUUAGCAAAUGCUAAAUUAGCAUGAUAACAUGCCUCACUGAAAUGGGAUACAUGUUAUAUAUUAUACCUGCUAAAAAUGAUCAUGUUAACUGUCAUUGGGAGCAUAUUAGCAUGCUAACAUUAGCAUUUAGCUCAAAGCAUCGCUGUGCCUGUGCAGCCUUGCAAAGCUGCUAGCAUUGCUGUAGACUUGUUUUUUUGGUGAGUGGCCAUAAGCACAAUACCAGUGUGUCGCCAUAGAGAAAAUAAUGAACUUGUUGGAGGUCCAUUAGCCACUACAUUUUCAACUUUAUAAAGGCAUCUUAACAGGCCUUAAAUGUUUUAACAAUUUUUUUUUACAUUUUCUUAAUUGCCCCUUUGGCAUUAAAAUGACAUCAAGCAUCCAUAGCGCAGAAAACACACACUUGUUACACUCUCUAAAUCUCCCUUUAAAUGCCCAUUUAGAGGGUGGGACACCCGACCAUUAAUCUGAGCCAGAGAGAAGAAUCUUGUUGGGAAAACAUCUCAGUUUGUAUACAACUAUUUUACCUCCCUGUUGCCUUGACCAACUAUUUUCUUGACUUCGACCCCUUUCUUCUUCUGGUAUACAAUUUUAUAGGUGUAAGAAUGACUGGGCCUUUUUCUAAGACUAAUAAUGAGUCAAAUCGUCAAAAAGUAUGGAAGGAAAAAUCCAUUAAAGAUUAAUAUUUUAGCAAAGGCUAGUAGAGUGGCCAUAAUCUUCGACAUUUUCCAGGGAGCAUAGCAAAAUAGGAGGAAUAAUAUAUUUUUACCGUAAUGUUUGUAACCAAAGAAAGUCACCACUCAUCUAUACAGAUGCCCUAUCAUUUGCUGCCAGGAGUGAAGUGAGGAUAUAGAAGGAUAGAAACCAUGGGUGUGAUUAUUGUUUUCACGUGAUCACAAACUAUUUUUUGUAAUUUAUUUAUAAAAAUCUCUGUUAAUUUGUGAUCACCUUAUUUGGUCUUAACCCAAACUGCGUUCUCAUGAUUCUGAUUCGGAUAUGAUAUUGAUAUUGAUGCCAAAAGAGGCCCUACUUUAAGACAAAACCCCUUUGCUAACAUUCUGAUUUGGUAGCUCAUAUUCUGGAUUUCCCUAAAAAAUUAAAAUUAGUCAAAUAUUUCCCUAUAACAUUCGUAAAUUAUGUAUAGCAUUCCCUUUUGAAUAGACAAUUAGACUAGUUUCAUUUAAAAUGCUAGAGAUGGUAUCCCAGUGGUAGGAACCAGUUAGUUUUCAGUUUAGUUAGUGUGUGAGCUGAUCAUUUCCAUUUAUUCAUCCUGGUUCCGGUCUAAGCAUGGUAGUCCAAUUAUACCUUCCAUUAGCUGCAUCCACUGGGGAAUCCUGUGGGAUUCCAAGGUAUUCCCUGAUGUGAUAACCUUUGUAUUCCAAUCAGAAUGACCUUUGUCUGACCUGGUGUCUCCAACCAAUGAAACAUGCCCGAAUAAAGAAAGGUGUCCUUGAGGCAGGGUGAACCGGGUUAACUGAUUCGAAAACCCUUGCUGCUUGGAUCGGCAAUCUCAUUCCUUUCGAUCUUCGCCAUUCAUUCAGGGUUGGAAAGUAGCUCGACUGGUUAGGGUUAGGAGAUUUGCCUCAACUAUGACAGUCCGGGUUAGGGUUAGUCCGUCAGUUAUCACAUAAUAGUUGGCACACAACAGUUUGUCUGUUGAUAUCAUUUCAUCACAUCACACACCAAGACGAGAUCUUUACUUAAGGUAGUAACUCUGUCUUAACCCAAAGUGACUACUCACCAUCAUGAUAUUAGGUGAAGGCCAGAAUGUUAAUUGAUUGGUAAAUCCAGUUUGUGACUUCCAGGCUCAGGUCCAUCUUAACCAAAACAGUUAAGUAAAUCCAUGUAAUCCUCACUUGUCCACAAGACCCUAAUACUCAGGUUUCUUGUUGGCAAGUUGUCAGCCCCAACUCAAAACAAUCAUGAGAAAUCAGUUUGGCAGGUUCCAUUCAUUUUGUUGUCACACAAAAUCAAAGCGUGUUCAUCUUUCUUUUGAUUUUAAGGAAAUAACAAUCAUCUUAACCCAUGUCCUCUACUGCCUUGUGUGCUUCUGUAUGAAGAUGUCUAGGAAGAUAAAGAUUUGAAAAGCCUUUAUGCAGUGAUGAAGAAAUGUACAUAUGCAGCCCUUCUCCAUCCCCAACACACAAACAUACACACAUCUCAUACCCUUAGUAUAGUUAACCAGCUGUGUAAUCUUUGAAACUCUGUAGAAUUAGCUAGAUGUUUUCCCCACAAUCAAAUACACCCUCUGUUAAAUUCCACAUAACCCUAACAUAGCAAGUAGGAUUAUCCUUUGACAGAUUAUUAUAAAUAUACUCAUACAUUUAUUUGUUGUUGUCUUGUCAUAAUAAUAUGUAAUACAUGUAUAUACGGUACGUUUUGCUGGAAAGCCACUGGAGUUUGUGAGAAUGAAGACUUAAUGUUAACACUUAAACGGCCAAAAAGCUUAUGAAGCCUCAUUUGUAGGUACUGUAAUAAGCCGUCUGAGAACCUGUCAACACAUCACUGAUCACCUCACCUUUUCAAAAAAAUAAAACAUUCUAUUUUCAAUGUUCACUUAAUGUGCUCUACCACCACUUCACUUUUAGCACCAUUUCAGCAUGCUAUGCGUUCUUGAGUCCUGAUAUUAUAUUCUUCAAAGGGGGGGUAGGGGGCAUUUUUGUAGGCUUUCUUCCCCAGCUACAAGUCAACAAACUCAUGUAAAAACUUUCUUCUAUCUAAAGGCCUUGGUAUGCUUCAAAGGAAGUAGGAUGUAGGAGGAACAUUUUUAUACCUGUUAUAAAUGACCACUAUAAAGUCUGCCAUCAUGGCCUCUCUUUUUAGUAAUCGUAAAGAUAACGUUUUACAUUCCCCGUGAUCCCCGGGCUUCUAGACACUUAGAAAAUACGUUUCUUUGAAGCAUACUGAGGCCUUAAAGUUUGAAUUGUAUUGCUUGAAGUAUUUUUGUGUACAAACAAACCAUUUUUUUACCCUUCAAGUUGCUAGGGUCAUGGCAACGUCAAUAAAUUGGCCUGGUCAGUUUCAAUCAAUUUGUGCUGCCAAUUUGAGUUUUGUCAUUUUUUUUACUUGAAUUCUACAAACUGUUUUGCUACUGUGCUCCUAAAAAAAACAAAGAGGAAAGUUUCUAUAGCUCUAAUGUAAGCUACUUUAUUCUAUAAAGUUGACUCAGUCAUCAUCACAUGUGAAAAAAAGCAUCUUUGGGAUGCUUUUAUUAUGGCUUCCAAACAAUUUGACAAUGGCAUGCAAAUGAAUUUGGCAGAAGCUGUACAUUUGUUUGUUUCAUUGCAUGUUAAUGUUCCAAAUUGGUCAUUACAUCUGUAAGUCCUAAAUGUACAUGCCUAUAUAACACUAUUUAACAUCAGAGCCAAAGGUGAAGAGACUCCUACGAACUUCCGAGGUGUAAAACCUGAAGCAUUCACAUAUUAAAAACACGUUUCUGCCAUUGAGUUCUACCGAUUGAGAUAAAUCCAACAAAUGUGGUUUUCAUGAAAUUCUGUGAUUAAAACUCUUCAUACUGCAAACUAAAAAGAAAAAAUCAUUCAGCCUAACACUUUCCUUCAAUUUAGCUAACACAGGCCAACCGAGGUCUUGGAUUAACCUCUUUAAUACCAUUUAUUGUCUUUUUUUAAUUAAGGGUCUAUACAUUCUAACUUAUAGUUUAAUAAUGGUCAAUAGUAUAAAAUGCUUUAUGGGUCAGUAAUAUGGAAAACAUUUUGGUUACAAGAUUGUGAAAACCCCAUUUGGAGUACAGCGCAUUUUAUGGUUUUUAAAUUGCUCUUUAGCGCUUGGCCACAUAUCUUCUGGGCUUUGGUUGUUGUUUCUUUUCCACAUGUACAGAUUUUGGGUACAUUAGUGUUGUUACCUAGCCAUUUUGAAGGCAGUGGCCUAGAUCUGCAGAUAUCUUUAAUGUGUCCUCAUCUGCCACCACUGUUAAGGUUUGGUAUAUUGUGGUUUAGGUUAAAAGAAUAACUACUUCUUAAAGGUUAAAGGACCUAUAUCAAGAUAUAUUGGUUUAAAGAAACUAGCAGAAUAGAUAGGAAAUGGGAAACAAACGCCACAUAUCCAGGUUUUUAAAACUGUAUAGCAACAACGUAAUUGCUACAGCUGUCACGCUCUGACAAGACAGGUCAUGCAUGAUACACAUGGUCAAUAGACGUCCUCACCAGAAAAUGGUUGUACUUUGGCAUUUGAACAAACUAUUUGUGCUGUCAUUUGAAUGGUUAGAGGAUCCCUAAAGAUUGUUCACAACCUCAUAAUCCAAAAGCUUUGUAAACUCGUUUUAGUACUGCUUAAUAAAGCAUAACUAAAUAAAUGUAUUACCCAUAACCAAAGUAACAGCAAGAAAAACUGCAUACUACUGUCUAAUUAACCAAUGUACCAUUUAUAAAGGGUUUAUGCUAACGUACAGCUAGCAUAGACACACAACACCAGCAUGUAAGUGUCAUGGAUAGUAACAAAGAGGAUGUAUUUGAUUAUAAGGAAAUUAAGGUUAGCUAAAAAGGGUUAACAUGUUGGUUAUAGAACCCAGUAGCGCCCCAAAAUCCCAUUAAUCAGGGAAAGUAUCUUCAGCCUUGUUAGUUUCAGAUGAGUUUCCAGUUUUCCAGAGUGCUGGAUGCCAUGCUUACUUAUAAUAUAGUAAGCUGAACAUAAAUAACUGAACAUACAAUAUGUUCAGUUAAUGCACUGGAUUUUAUGCAUAAUAUUUCUACACUGGAUGUGGAUGCAUUGUGUGCUUGAGGGAAGCUCGAAGAAGUGCCAAAUUUCAUUACUGCUAAACUUCCAUGUUUGUCUAUUAGCCUAUGAAAUUUAAGAAAAAGCAACAAACGUUUUAAUUCACAACAUGAGCUUACGUUGAAAAGUAAUGCCUAUAGCACACAAACAAAAGUAAAAAGUGAUGUCAUCAUUGGUUGAAUGUGAUGCUGAAUUUAAUUAUUGGAAGUAAUUUUGGUUACUCAUAGCACUUUGUUUGAAAAAUUUGAUACUUGUAUACUUUGUAUACAAGUUAAUAAAAUGCUAACACAUUGUGCUGCAAGCCCUAUAAGUACUAUAGGGUUACGUGUUAUAUUAAUGUAUGUAUUAUACUUAUUGUACAAGCCAUUGAGUUAGUGGGUAAAGCAGCAUGCACUUUAGUUGUCUUUGGCAAUAAUAGAUAGGCUCCCUUCUCCUGUAAAGUAGUAUCAACUUCAGUGAAAAUCACUUUCUUGUUCUUGUGGAACAUCUUGAUGUCCAGAAACAAUCAUCCAGUGUCAUGUGAGAUAAGCCUUUUUCUGACAGUUUAAUAAUGUUCCUCCAAAGCUGAAUCAUUUGACAAAUGACAUGUAGAGCAGUUUGUACAUCAAUACAGUGGCAUUGAAAAUAAGACUUUAUUUUAACAACAGAAUAACACAAUCAAUGGUUCAAAUGGCUGUGUUGUGGGAAGUAAUGCAGGUUUGGGUUGGUUAAGCGAGAGAUAAAAGACAAGAGAUAAGAUAAAAAGGUAACCAUGCACAUUUUGUAUACUAGUUUUGAAGUACUUUUUGUGAGUAAUUCCAUUUUGUGAGACCUUAUACUUUUACAUUUCAUAGGAAAUAUUGUCCUUUUUACUCCACUACAUUAACCUGUAGUUACUAGUUACUAAUUUUGUUCAAUGCAAAUUAUAAACAAGAUGCACUGCUAGAGUUUAAACUAGCCAGUGUCAUGAUAGAAAUGUGUAGGCUUCAAAGAUUUUAUUUUAAUAUGCACCCAAUGAUGCAAAUCUCUGUACAUUAAAUCUCUGUGCUUGAUUUGUAGUGAUUGCUAUAUCAUGGCUUGAUUGGUAAUGCUUUGAACCUCCAGAAGGCGGAACAUGAACAAACUUCUCCAUUUGUUGUAUUUUAAGUAAAGACAAGUGCUGAGUCUG
Messenger RNA from Gymnodraco acuticeps, 9986 nucleotides. RefSeq names its product N-acetyltransferase 16 (gene nat16). Gene Ontology annotation, molecular function: acyltransferase activity, transferring groups other than amino-acyl groups. The record is from RefSeq and is a predicted model, not a curated record. The coding region runs from base 940 to 2013 and encodes 357 amino acids. Lineage: Eukaryota; Metazoa; Chordata; Actinopteri; Perciformes; Bathydraconidae. The transcript is spliced from 6 exons.